This is a messenger RNA of Girardinichthys multiradiatus, 975 nucleotides long. RefSeq lists its product as uncharacterized. The record is from RefSeq and is a predicted model, not a curated record. NCBI's taxonomy places the organism in Eukaryota, Metazoa, Chordata, Actinopteri, Cyprinodontiformes, Goodeidae. Bases 1 to 732 code for a protein of 243 amino acids. The transcript has a single exon.
AUGGCCUCCGUAAGUGGUAAAGCUGAAAAAGCCUCCAAAUUUGAAAUGCUGAAACUUUUGGAGAACUCCCGGAAGGAAAGAGAUGAAGCUUUGCAACGGGAAAAUGUUCUCAGGGAAAAAGUCAGGCAGAAUGAGGCAAGGUUGCGUUCGACCGAGGGCCUGAAACAGAAGCUGAAGAUCUUGACGGUGGACAACAAAGAGCUUAGAAAGCAAGUGAAGGCUCUUCGGACUGAGAUCGGACUCGAGAGCAGCCCCAAUUUCACUGGGAAGACCACAAAAGACAUAGUCAAUGAUUUGCAGGAAAAGGAACGGGAGUGCAACUCCUUAAUAGAAAAGACCAGGAAACUUAGUUCGACAAUUGAUGACUUGACAGCGGAGCUGUCGAAUGUGGUCACCUCCAAGACGCUUUUAGAGGACCAAGUGCAGUCGUUACAGCAAAACCUCAAGGAUAUGACAAAUAAUCAGCGGCGUCUGCUGAAGCUGUGGGAGGACAAGAAGACCCAGAGGGAGCAGCUCGCUCUUCCUGCAAUUACUCAGAAGUUCCUUACACACAAAGAAGUUCAAACCGACAUGUCCAUAAGCUCAUACCAGAAGCUCCCACCGAAUGCUUUUGAGACCAAGCAGAUUACUCAGGACAGCGACAAAAACAGAGAUUUGGACAAAGACAGUUUUUUGUCCUUUGGUAAUGGCUUUCAUCUCAGCAAGAAGACUCUGGUGUAUGAUGAAUCCUAAUGACUUAAGCUCUGACUUGUGUGAAGACGGCAACAAGGAUAGUAAAGUCAACGAUCCAAACAAUUACUAAAUUACUAUGUUUAAUGCAUACGUGUUACCAAGAGGCAAAUUAUGUAUGUAAACUGAAAUAUACUGAUGUGUCGGCUGCAUCCGAGCCGGCUCAACAAGCAAGAGUCAUUUGUGAACAAUGGGCUGUUUUAUUAUAUGGCGUCUUUUAUUUUUAAUAAAAAAUAAUGCAUUAAC